Molecule: messenger RNA, 1926 nt
Organism: Paraglomus occultum
Lineage: Eukaryota; Fungi; Glomeromycota; Glomeromycetes; Paraglomerales; Paraglomeraceae
Source: the annotation of a GenBank genome assembly
AUGUCGCUGUUGAAUGAUCCAGACUACCUCAUACACCACCUCAGAAUAGGCUACCUACGUCGCGUAGACGACCGAAUCGGUGGCCGAAUAAUAACAUUCGACCCGACCACUCUAUCAAAUGACUAUAUCAAAGCGGCUGGAUCUUCUUAUCCAGAGAUGCAAGAAUGUUAUUCGCCCAGUACGAAUACGUUGGGUAAUGACUACUUCAGUCGAAGUAUAGGUAGUAGUUCGCAUAUUGGUGUUUCCCCUGGUGGUGUGAAAAUAGGCGGUCGAAGAAGAGCAGGCUCUGGUCAGCAGGCAAAGUUUGUUAAAACAAGAGAGCAGUUGGACCUUCCGCAGCAAAACGUUGCCGCUCCACCUGUUUUUGUGACAUCACCACCGAAACCAUCUAACGCUCGGCGUGAACCAGCAGCGGCGGCAGCGCAAUCAUAUUCAUCCGGCGGUGCACUCAAGACAUCUCCGGAUAGCAUUACCGCACUCUCCUCAACGGACCAGACACCUCAACUAUCGCCCACAACUUCUGCUGAAAGUGAUCCAGUAAUGCUGAUCGGACGACGAGAAUCUAGUGGAUCAUUAUUACAUACUAACGGAACAUUACCAUCCACACCACCGCCUCGGCGAGCUUUGUCGGAAGCAGAAGUCAGAGAGUUUAUACCCGAUCCACCUCAACCAAUAGUUAGACCAAAGCCCUUUUCGGCCCUGUCGGCUAUGAUAGAGGAGAAGAAAAAUAAAGAGGACAAUCCAUUUGCUGAAAAUUACAGCUAUUAUUCCGGCAAAGGUGACCUGAAGCCAAUAAAGCUUCAGAUUUAUCUUCCAUUUAGUACAGAGCCAAAAAGACCAUUGAACGUUGUGGUUAAGAGUGAUGCAACGGUGGAGAAGGUUAUUGGGUAUUGUCUGUAUCAGUAUUGGGAGGAGAAGAGAAAGCCCAUUUUGGAACCGCAAAUGUGUAAUAUUUCAAAUUGGAUUAUGCGAAUUGUUGAAGAUGACGGUGAAAUAGAUGAGGACCUUUUAGCUUUGGAUAGGACUAGAAACAUAUCCAAAUUCCAGUUCAAUCAGUUCGCAUUAUGUGAAGCCAACCCGGAACAAGGAACGUCUAAAUCUCAAGUUACAAACAAAGAUUCUCUUCCGUCUAUAUCCACAGUCGCUACAAAUGGAAGUUCAACAAUCACCGUCCCAACAACACGGGCGAGCACCAAUACCGAAACGGUUACGUCUUUCGCACCCCCUAUCGAUCUCGCAAACCAAGUAUUCCUUCGUAUUCGUCUCACGCCAUACUCUGAAAUCACUCACACAACUACAAUCAACGUUCCCCCUGAUCAGCAUUUGUCUGAUGUGCUGGAAGGCGUAUGUAGGAAAAGGAAAUUGGAUAGUAAAGAGUAUACGUUUAAGAUGGCAGAAGAGAAUGUAUUCUUGGAAUUGGACAAGACCGUCGAAAGUGUUGGAAAUGCUGAAAUUGCUUUGGUGAAGAAGCCAAACGAAAGGUCUAAUUCUGUGGAUAGUACUAGUGGCAACAGUGUAAGAGGCACUAAAAAGGGGGGAAAGAGAGGAUCAAUGGAUCCACAGCCCACGUACAUCACUUCUAAUGACUAUACGUCUGUAUACCAGAAAUAUACCGUCAAUCGGAAGACGCCAAUGUUUGUUGGCCGUCAUCAUGAGCGUAUACUCGCAAUAGAUGGUGAUUAUAUUCACAUUAUGCCAUCCGAGACGAGGACUAUGUUUGACACAAUGAAAACAUCGUCGUAUCAUAUAUCCAAUAUUCUAUCUUGUAAGCCAACGAAAAAAGUGUCAGCAAAUUUCAAACUAGUUAUUAAUCGAGAUACUGGCAACAAGACCUAUGACUUUGAAGCAGAAUCAGCAAAGGUGGCAAACGAGAUAUGUACGAAAAUUCGAUGGCUCAUGGGAAUACAUAAAAACGAACAAGCUAGA